This is a messenger RNA of Aedes aegypti (yellow fever mosquito), 747 nucleotides long. RefSeq lists its product as uncharacterized. The transcript is spliced from 2 exons. The record is from RefSeq and is a predicted model, not a curated record. Gene Ontology annotation, molecular function: hormone activity. Bases 57 to 539 code for a protein of 160 amino acids. Lineage: Eukaryota; Metazoa; Arthropoda; Insecta; Diptera; Culicidae. Gene Ontology annotation, cellular component: extracellular region.
ACUCGGAUAGGAUCCCAUUCGACCGAAAAGACAACGCCAAUAAACUGCCACCAGACAUGGCUUAUCACUUUACGAAGGCCAACGUUUCGUUGUGGUUGCUAGUGUUCUGUGUUUUCGGUAUCCUUUCCAGUCGUAUCGAAUCGGUGGAUGGCCAAAGAUUCUGUGGCAAAGUGCUUACGGAUACACUCACCGCUUACUGCGAAAUAUUUCCCACUCCUCGUCCAAGCAAGCGUCGAGUGAUGGAAGCAGCCGACUUCCGGUACGUUUUGUUCCCGAACUUGCCACCGGCGCUCGAUGGCCAAUCGAAUGAUCCUGAAUCGCUCCGUUCGAUGCAAAAAAUGAACACGGAUUCCAAGUGGAUGAGAGCAUUUUAUCGCAUCAAAGAUGGCGCCAACUAUGACAAAACUAAAUCAAGGGUGGCAGACAAUGACGAUGAGUUGGCUCCGGAUGGCUUUCAGCUGGGAAAACGAGGAGUUGUAGACGACUGUUGCUACAAACCCUGUACUUUACAGUACCUGUUGAAAAAUUACUGUGGUUAGCAGCAUGGAUGACAUGCUUUGCCUUUUUUGAAUGUGAUUUAUAUGUAUUCAGCUCCAAGAAAUUUGAUAGUGCUGUGUCUAAAUGUGAUACUAUGAAUUAAUCAAAGCUUAAUAAAAAUACAGAAUACAGCCAUUCAAUGGCAUGUUUAUAUUUGAUGUAGCAAAAUCUGAAAAUACAAAAAAAAAAAAGAUAUUCCGCUAAGCAAAA